AAUACAGCCAUGCUGCAUGGAAACUCUGUUAGACUCCUCACGGGGAACAGCCACCCCGAGCUCGCCCAAGCAGUGGCCGAGCGACUCAACGUCCUUCUCACACCCUGCACCGUCAAAAACUUCUCGAACGGAGAAAUCAACGUAAAGAUCUCUGAGUCCAUUCGUGACGAGGACGUCUUCAUCAUCCAGUCAGGCUGCAGCGAUGUGAAUGACAACCUCAUGGAGCUGCUCAUCCUCAUCUCCGCCUGCAAGGGUUCCGCCGCCCGCCGUAUCACGGCCGUCAUUCCCUGCUACCCCUACGCCAGGAUGGACAAGAAGGAUAAAUCUAGAGCGCCCAUCACCGCUAAGCUCGUUGCAAACAUGUUGGCUGUAGCCGGCUGCGACCAUGUCAUUACAAUGGACCUUCACGCCAGCCAGAUCCAGGGCUUCUUCGACUUCCCAGUGGACAACCUCUACUCGGAGCCGCUGAUGAUAUCCUACAUCAAGCAAAACAUUCCUGACUGGAAGAAUGGGAUCAUUGUCAGCCCUGACGCUGGCGGCGCGAAGCGCGUCACCGCCAUCGCAGACAAACUCGGCAUUGAGUUUGCUCUCACUCACAGGCAGCGGGCGAACAAGAACCACAAUUCCCAGGAGGAAAGAAUGGACGUUUUGGUUGGCGAUGUGCGCGACAAGGUCGCCAUUCUUGUUGACGACAUGAUUGACUCCGGCAACACUCUGACGCUCGCUACUCGGACGCUGCAAGAACACGGCGCAAAAGAGAUAUAUGCGCUUGUUUCACAUGGCCUCUUGUCCGAGCUGAAUAUGAGUAAGAUCGAGGAGUUGCCCAUCAAGCAACUUGUGGUCACAAACACCAUAGCCCAAAAAUCACAUCAGGAAGGCUGCUCCAAACUGGUCACUAUAGACAUCAGCCCAACAAUCGCGGAGAGCAUCCGCCGAACACACAACGGCGAGAGUAUCAGCCUACUCUUCGGCGACUGGACGGAACCAAACGGUGCAUUCUGAUCUACUGGCACAACUUGUAUCGAUGAAGCUUUGCGUGCGGGCCCACUUGGACGGUUGUCAUGCUCGGGUACUCCUAGAGUUUUCAAUGUUUGCCCUGUACGUGUCACGGUGUACAUUACUUGCAAUCAACAACAACCGCUAUCCUAGAUAUCCUCGCAGCG
Phanerochaete carnosa HHB-10118-sp is the source of this 1163-nucleotide messenger RNA. RefSeq lists its product as uncharacterized. Gene Ontology annotation, biological process: purine nucleotide biosynthetic process; ribonucleoside monophosphate biosynthetic process; 5-phosphoribose 1-diphosphate biosynthetic process. Gene Ontology annotation, molecular function: ribose phosphate diphosphokinase activity; magnesium ion binding. The record is from RefSeq and is a predicted model, not a curated record. The transcript has 7 exons. Bases 10 to 1002 code for a protein of 330 amino acids. Gene Ontology annotation, cellular component: cytoplasm; ribose phosphate diphosphokinase complex. NCBI's taxonomy places the organism in Eukaryota, Fungi, Basidiomycota, Agaricomycetes, Polyporales, Phanerochaetaceae.